Messenger RNA from Parasteatoda tepidariorum (common house spider), 2052 nucleotides. RefSeq names its product innexin inx2. Gene Ontology annotation, molecular function: gap junction channel activity. Gene Ontology annotation, biological process: phototransduction. Lineage: Eukaryota; Metazoa; Arthropoda; Arachnida; Araneae; Theridiidae. The record is from RefSeq and is a predicted model, not a curated record. Gene Ontology annotation, cellular component: gap junction; plasma membrane.
UUGAAAGAGAAGAACUUAAGAUAAGAAACUUUAUCAACACUUCAAACAAGUUGUCGUAGUUUCUAGGAAUCAAAAAUUUUUUGAAGUGCUGGCAUAACUAUAGACUAAGGAGUGGCUGAUAUACUUCAAAACAUCAAAUAAUUAAUAAACUGUAAGUAUUUCUAAUGAAAUAAUGAAAAUUAAAAGUCUAUCAAACUGACUUUACGUACUUAAAUUUUUGAAACUCUUUGCUCAGAAAUUAUUGUAUACAAUAUAACAGUACCAUGGAUAAACUGUUUGGUGAUUUAAAAGGAUUUUUUAAGGUUCGUAGAGUGAAGGAUACGAAUAGAGUAAUCGUUGUUGACAACUUUAUAUUUCGACUACAUUAUCGUAUUACGAUAGUUAUUCUCAUAGCAUUUAGUAUUGCAGUUACUGGACGACAGUAUGUUGGUGAUCCGAUUGAUUGCAUUUCAAAGGAUGAUAUACCAAACGAGUUGUUGGAUACUUACUGUUGGAUAACCACAACUUUCAGUGUAGAAGAUGCUUGGAAGAAAGAAGUUGGUAAGGAGGUACCCUACCCUGGUAUACAAAAGUACACUAAAGGUGAAAAGAGGAUCUACCAUGCCUAUUACCAGUGGGUUUGUUUCGUACUCUUCUUGCAAGCAUUAUUGUUUUAUGUACCACGGUACUUAUGGAAGAAUACGGAGCACAACAAAAUUGAGAAUCUUGUUAUGGAAUUCGGAAGUCCCAUAGAAUGCGCGGAAAACAAUCCAAAAACUAAACUGCUCGUGUACUAUCUAAAAGAAAACAUGUCUUACCACACAUUCUAUGGGUCUAUGUUUGUGUUAGCUGAAUUAUUGAACUUCAUCAAUGUUUUGGGACAGAUUUACUUGAUGGAUACCUUUCUUGGUGGAGAAUUCACUACUUAUGGCACAGAAGUAUUGUCUUUUACGGAGUGGGAUUAUUCUUUGAGAUAUGACCCAAUGAUUAAGGUCUUCCCUAGAAUGACCAAGUGUACUUUCCACAGAUAUGGUUCAUCUGGUGAUGUACAGAAACACGACGCCAUGUGCCUCAUCCCUAUCAAUAUCCUCAACGAGAAGAUUUAUAUCUUCUUAUGGUUCUGGUUUAUAAUUUUGACCGUCUUGAGUGCGCUUCAGCUGGCUUACAGAACAGCCAUCAUAAUCUUGCCGAAAAUUCGUUUCUAUAUUCUCAGGGCCAAGAAUCAAAAGAUUGAUCCACAUGAAUUGGAUGUUGUCCUGCGCCGCUGCGACAGAAAUGAUUAUUUUGUACUGAAUUUGUUGAGCAAGAACAUGACGCCUUGUAACUUUAAGAUACUUAUUCAUGAACUAGCACUUACGCUAACAGAUGAGAAAAGGGUGUAACUUUUUUCAAACUUUGGCAGUAAUUUCAGUUUUUGAAACUGAAACAGCAUUUCAUUUUAUUUGAAAAAUUUAGUGGCAAAACAUGUUAAGGGCAAAAAUUAGCCAUAGGAGUAAACAUUAGAAAGAUAUUUAUAAUGUUUCUGCUAUAAAUCAUCUAGGUUAAAAAUAAUAGGAAAUAGAAUUAAUAAAUAUUCUACAUGAGAGCUAAACACAGUAUGUUAUGUAAUUUGAAAAUAUAUAUUAGAGUUCCUCAAAUUGUUCUUAAUAUAUUCAAUAUGAUUGUUUGCAAAAUUUUCAUUAACAUGUUCCAUGUAAAUGUUUAAAGAGAUUUUUUCUUAAAAUUUUCCUUAACAUGUUGAAUUUGUAUUUUUUCUAAAUUUUGCUUAACUUGUUCAACAUGAGUGGUUUCAAAAUUUUACUUAACAUGUUAUGAAAAGUUAUAAGGGUUUUAUAAGUUCACGUAACAUUAUAUGAGAGAGGGUUUUAAAAAUUUUACUUAUCAUGUUUUACCACUAAAUUUUUCUUUUGUGAAAGUUCACGUUAGUUUACAUCUUUAUAUAUCAUACCAUUUAUUAUUGAGAGAACUCGUAUGAAUUGUAGGAUAGGCGAUACGAAGAGAUUAAGUUACAGUUGGAAAAUGCAACGCAAAUACAGUUUUUUUUUGUAUAAAAUGUUUCUUUAGUUUUUUCAA